CCCGACAGAGCGCAGCACCGUCGACCCCAUUAAGUUGUCGCUUGUUGUCCAAGGGAUUUGUAAAUUCCUUCGCUAAGCAUUUUACGCUAUUACGCUUAUCGGGGUUGAGUUUUUUAUGCUCAAGUGAAUUUUAGAGAGCUCAGACGACACAUGUUUCGGCAUGUCAGCGAUCUUUAGUCGGCGGCGUCGUCUGCUCUCCCAUGCUCCCGACGAUGUGACAGUACCGUGGACAAUCUAUUCUCGUAGUUCCAAGGGUGGCCACCACGCCUGGGCAGGCGGCGCUGAGCUUUGCCUUCGAACCCCUAUGCUCUCCCUCCCGCCAUUUCUAGGCGGAGCCUGGCAAAGAAGGGAAGAGGCCUAUGCCUCAGCCAAAAUGCUACAAGAAGCUGGCCUGGAGUUUGAUGUUUGCCACACCUCACUUCUGUCGCGGGCAAACGACACCUUGGAUGUUAUUCUGCGAGAAAUUGGCCAGCCAAACCUGCCAGUCUACAAAUCUUGGCGCCUCAAUGAGCGUCACUAUGGUGCUCUGACGGGAUUCAACAAACUGCAGACAGCCCAGAAAUAUGGAGCUGAACAGGUUCAAAUUUGGCGUAGAAGUUAUGACAUUCCACCUCCGCCAAUUGAAGAAGACCAUAAAUAUUACAGCGCAAUUGUCAACAACCCCAAAUUUGCUCUAGAAUUGAGCAAGGACCAAAUUCCAAGAACAGAAUCUCUGAAAACUACCUUGCAACGUGUUAUACCUUACUGGGAAGAUGUAAUAGCACCUCAAAUUCGUCAAGGCAAGCGGGUUUUAAUUGUGACUCAUGGCACAAGUCUGAGGGGACUCGUUAAACAUGUUCAGGAGAUGUCCGAUGAAGUGAUAGUAAAACUCAACCUCCCAAAUGCUAUUCCAUUCUACUAUGACCUGGACGAAAAUUUACAGGCAAUUGAUCCACUUCGCUUCCUUGCUGAUGAAGAAACUGUGCGCAGAGAGAUGGAAAAAGUUGCAUCAAUAGGAAAGUGAUAACUAUGUAUGUGAGGGAUUACAAGACUGAUUUGUUUUAUCUAUUGUAUAUGUAUUUUCUUGUUUCACUAAAAUGCUGAGGUUUUUGUUAAUUUAUGAAUUGUGCUGUCAGCAAUCUUAGGGAAAUGGAUUUAAUUGAGGGUUCAAACCUUACUAUAGAUUUUAAAUAUGAGCUCUUUAACCUGAUUUGUGAUCAAAGUAUUUUUUUUCUCUUUGCAAGAAAGUGGAAAGCUUCAAUGUUAAAAUCAAUGUUAAGGAUCAAAAUUAACAUGUUUGCAAAUAAAAUAGAAACUUCAUUGUAUUGA
Thrips palmi is the source of this 1308-nucleotide messenger RNA. RefSeq names its product phosphoglycerate mutase 1-like. The coding region runs from base 161 to 1003 and encodes 280 amino acids. The transcript has 4 exons. The record is from RefSeq and is a predicted model, not a curated record. NCBI's taxonomy places the organism in Eukaryota, Metazoa, Arthropoda, Insecta, Thysanoptera, Thripidae. Gene Ontology annotation, biological process: glycolytic process. Gene Ontology annotation, molecular function: intramolecular phosphotransferase activity.